AGUCCAAAGGUUCUCUACUAUGGUUGCCAGCCACAACAAACCGCGGUUGGAAAGUUGGAUUCAGCCGCACAGACGGACGUGCUUUUCUGCGGGUAAGAGAGACCGGUCGAGCUUUUUUCACGCGUCGUAGACGUAGAAAAUAGAACUCUGUUUCAUAUGAAGUCAUUACAUGAAGUUGACGGUUGCUUUUUAAUGACGUUUGCCCUCGUGCCAGCAGAGUAACGGUCGGAUGACUGCCAACUGUCACGACAGGGCGAAUGACGUCACGAUUAACAGUUUAAAUGUAUCUUUUAGCGUCGCCAACGGCCGUUUCUGAGUAUUUUACCGCUUUUUCUCCCGUAUUUUACGUCUAUUUUCGUUUCCAGUGAUACACAGCUACGUUAUUUGCCAACUGUCAAACUUUAUUAGAGCUUUACAACCUUAACUCCGAGAGAGGACGUUUUUUUAAAGCGCUCGUAAUAUGACGUGGAUUUGUGAAUCGUUUAACGUCUUUGUUGAACUGAAAAUAGAGCAAAGACAACAUCAGAUGUUGAAAAUGAAAGAAAAAGCCAAAUGAAUAAUGUACUCUCAGUUAAAACUUAAUGCUUACAACUUCCAAACAGUUGUGACAGGUGCGUGUUUCCCAUUCUGUUGCACCACCCCCUCAUUUAACAGCACUGUAACAAAGACCUCACAGAUGCAGUAGAUUAUUGUAUUGGAAGAGACAUGAGACCAAUAAACGCUGUUAAAUUUCAUUUUUUAUAUCGUGAUAUAUAUGGAGAUCGACUGAUUACAUACAAUACAUAUUGUAUCGCAGAAUUGAGGUUGUAAAAGUAAUAAGACGUUGUUCUGAUUUAACAAUGUUGAAAUCUCAUCUGGUCCGUGAUUACUUAGGCAGCAGUGAAGGCCAGACCCUGACAGCGAUGAUGAUGAUGAUAGAAGGUAGUUGAUGCGGUCUGAGGAAGAGGAUGAACAUGAGGAGGAUGAAGCUGAGGGUGAACCACAAACAGCUGCACUUUCUGUCCAAAGACGAAUCAUCUGGAAACUUCCAGAGAGAGGGAACGCUCAGAGUCGGGCGUCAGGUCAAAGGUUCGGCAGGUCUGUCCGUCUCUGUCUCUGAUUUCGUAUCUACUGCUGUCCUCGUUUGCUCUGAUUUGCUCUUUCUUCUUGUCUUUUAAGUUUCUUCGUCCGUUUCUCGUACCUUUUCCAUGAUUCCUCUGUUCACGCUCUCUUUGAAUCACGUCUCCACCGUAAACCAGCAUCUAUUUUGACACCCUGACUCACUCUGAGUUGACUUCCUGGAACAUUUCAGAGAGCCACGAUCUGAGCUCUGAUAAAUAUGGAGUAUGAACUCUCGUUUCAGAUCUUAAUGAGCGGUUCUGUCGGCUCAGAGGGAACAUGCUCUUCAUCCUCAAGGAAAAGGUGAGAAAUCAGGGACAGGCAUCCCUCUUUUUUGGCGUUUAAUCGAAAUAUAAUUCUAGUUUUUGUGUGUGUGCAGCGCGGCAAACCAGAGGAGGUGUUGCUGCUUGAGAGGUGUGCGGUAAUGAAACUUCCAGGGGAUGAUACACAGCUGGCUGUCAGUAAGUAAACACACAUCCACACACACUUGUUGUGGUCUUUAGUUCAUUAUGUCACUUUAUUUAUUAAAUGUGUUUGUUGGUAUUCAGCCUUUGAAAGCGGGGACCCUCCUGUCUUCCUCCAGUGCAGCAGUCCUCCAGAUUGUGAUUCCUGGCUUGUCGUCCUGAAAAACGCAAACACAGACUCGCUGAAAAGACGCAUCACACACCUGCAGACACUUCUUAAUGCACACACACAACAACGCACACACAAGACUUCGCAGGACAGUGGAGACUCCGGAACAGCAGGUGAGAUAGUGCAUUAAUGCUUCUACAUAUGAAAAAACAUCUCAGGUAUUUUUCUCCUUGAGGAUGGACCUGAUAAAACUUGAAUUACUGCUUUUUACAAAUCUGCAUCAUCAUGUCUCUAAUUCAAGAAAUUAGGAAGACAUGAAUAAGUAAACGGCAAGAAAACUAGUUAGAGGUAAAAAGGUAGAUUACCUUCUCCAGGUUGGAGGGGAGGUCCUGCCUCAAGUGGAGGAGUUCAAGUAUCUUGGAAUCUUGUUCACGAGUGAGGGUAGGAUGGAACGGGAGAUCGACAGGCGGAUCGGAGCGGCAUCAGCAGUGAUGCGGACGCUUAACCGAUCAGUGGUGGUGAAGAAAGAGCUGAGCUGUAAGGCGAAGCUCUGGAUUUACCGGUCGAUCUACGUGCCGAUCCUCACCUAUGGUCAUGAACUUUGGGUAAAGACCAAAAGAACGAGAUCGCAGAUACAAGCGGCUGAAAUGGGUUCCCUCCUCAGGGUGUCCGGGCUCAGCCUUAGAGAUAGGGUAAGGAGCUCGGACACUCGGGAGGCGCUCAGAGUAGAACCGCUGCUCCUCCACGUCCAGAGGAGUCAGCUGAGGUGGCUCGGGCAUCUGGUUAGGACACCUUCUGGACGCCUCCCAUUAGAGGUGUUCCAGACAUGUCCCACCAGGAGGAGACCUCGUGGCCGGCCCAGGACCAGGUGGAGGGAUUAUAUCUCUCUCCUGGACUGGAACCGCCUGGGAAUCCCCCCGGAUGAGCUGGUGGAAGCGGCCGGGGUGAGGGCCGUCUGGACUUCCCUCCUGAAGCUGCUGCCCCACGACCCGGACCAGGAUGAAGCAGAAGAAGACAACGACAAAUUUCUUUAGCAAAGAGACUAAACACAACUCACCUACUCUCUUCCAGCAGCCGCUUGUUUGUAGUGAGACCUCAGGCCAGUCCAUUACGGACUACAGCGGGGUGCUGCAGCUCAAGGAAGAACAUUUAUGAUCAUUUCUUCAUCAUUUCCUUGAAGUAAUAAUCACCAUAUUAAUCAUUUUACAGACGCGGUAGUUCUUCUGCCUUAGCAUCUCGGUCUGAUUGUAUUUCCAUGAAGAAAUGAUCAUAAAUGUUCUUCCUUGAGCUGCGGCACCCGCGACGGCCAAACACAUGAAUGAAAAUAUCUCAGAUCUGAAACUGUGUGUUGAUAUGAUGUCGUUUCUGACCACAAGGGGGAGCCACACUCACUGCUCCAGUGUCCCCGCUGCACCUGACACUCUGUGAGUCAAACACACACUCACACACACUCUCAAGAUACUGCAGCGUACUGUGUUUCUCCAUCAGAGUUUCAAACACACUCUCCUCUUAAUGCCGCCUCGCUUUCUCCGCAGGUGUGGUCGCCGUGGCGUCCAGAGUCCAGGUUCAAGUAUGUGUGGUUGACACACACACGCACACUGUCAGGAGGCACUGCUGCUGCAGGAUGGAGGUACACACACACACACACACACACACACACACACACACUUUGUGACUGAACUGACAGUGUGUGCGCAUUUUUACGAGUGUGUGUGUGUGUGUGUGUGUGUGUGUGUGUUCCAGGAGACGGAUGACGGUGUGUUUCUGACCUCAGUGUGUUUCCGUGGCGACUAUCCUCUCUACCGUCACAGCCGGAUCAAAGUCAGCGUGUACCAGGGGGAGGAGCCACUGACACACACUGCAGUGAGUGUGUGUUUGUGUGUGUGUGUCUAUGUGUGUGUGUGUGUGCGUCCCUGAAAAAGUGAAUUUAAGAGGAUUAGAGCAAAGGAUGUGUACAUGUGUAAUACGUGUAACACUCACACACGUACACUAAAGUUAAUCUACACACACACACACACACACACAUGAAAAGAGAGAGAGAGAGAGAGAGUUAAACGAGCCAAAGUGAGAUAUUUUUAAUAAAAAGAUAUUCUGGAUUUUUUUCUCCCCUCCUUUCCAAACUCAACCCGACCGACCGCUUCGCUAAUCUGCAUAUUUCCCAUGAUGCCGGUGGAUGUUUAAUCCUGCCGGACAUGAUGAAAGAGGAGGAGGAGGAGGAGGAGGAGGAGGAAGGUGAUGGAGGGAGCAGAGAGACACUCGUUCGGUGUGUUUGAGUGAUUCUCAGCUGCAGACGAGCGGAGACGAGGCAGCCAAAGAUGUCGGAUUUAGCAGCGAUUCUUGAAUGAUUUACGGAUUACCUCGUCGUUUUUCUUCUUUUAGGUUUCUCGUUUUUUGUCGUUUCGUUAAAAACCGUCCCGUAGAAAGAGAGGAAGAGGAGCGGUGUUGGACAGAGGGACAGGUUUCUCACAGUCAUCGCUUACGUUCGUGCAGCACAGUCAGCUUCAGCGGUGAUGGUGCGUUCAGGUGCAGCUGGAAACUUCAGACGUUCGAUUUUUCACUUUAUUUUUGAGGAUUUUAUUCAAACUAAAUGUCUUUUAAACGGCUUUUAAAUCAUCAGUUCGGAUGUCAGGACAGAAACUGAAAUGGUCCAGAAGUUUCUGAGAAACUGUUGAUGAUGAAAAAGUUCAUCUUCAAAGUCGUGUUGAAAAAAAUCAACUUUUAGGAGGAUUUUUACUGAAACUGAAGUAAAUCCCCUUAAAACGAACUUAAACCUGGAAUUUUAGAGAAUUUUGUCACAUGUUCAAAGUCCGCUCAUACUUUUUAACAUUUAUUGAAGUUUGAUUCAAAAAAAGUUCAAGAUUUAAAGAAAAAGUGAAAGUUUUUGGCUUUUUUUAAAAGUCAAAGUUUAUUGAUUUUAAAAGCUGAGUUGUAUAUUUUAAAAAAAAAAUAGUUUAAAAGUUGUUUUGCAGUUCUGAUCUGCUUCAAAGUACUUUACCUCAAAUACUUUUAAACCACUUUAAAAAUCACAGUCGAGAUCGUCGGUGCGUCCAAAGUUUGACAUUUUAAGUCUUUUUAACCAAAGACUGAAAUUUAAAUCAAACCUUUUCCUUAUUUUUGCCGCUUUUAAGUUAGAAACUCUCGAUCGGUUGCUUCUGUUUGGAUUUGAGAACUUUUGACUCCCGUAUAAAUAUUUAAAAUAUGAAAUAUAGCUGAAGUUAAACUGGAUAUCUGGAGGUGUUUUGUAACUUUUUAAAAACCUUAAAAGCAUCAGAAUGUUUUCAAAACCUGUCCGCUCAUAUUACAGCAUUUUUUAAAAUCAUUUUUAACUCGAUUUUCAGCCUGUUCCGAUUUGGGACAUUCAUCUGUUUUAUUUAACAGAGAGUAUUAAAUGUAGUUUAUCGAUUAAAAUCAUUUAAAAUUAGAUCAGCGGUGAAAUUUCUCCAACGACACUGAGUCAUUAUCGGGCUUUCAGGAAAUUUAAAGCGGCAUUUCCCGCGGCGCCUGACCUAUUUGUGUCUGACAGUGAAAUAAACAUGAAAAGCAACAAGGAGUAAGAGUCAAAGGUCGGAGGGCAGAGAGAUUAAAAAGAGCGGGUAAGAGAAUAAAUAAGAUCGAGGGAUUUAAGAGAAAAACAGUUUCCUCUUGGGUGAUGGUUUCAUGUUUCUGCUGCUGUUCCAAUCACCUCACAAGCUCCCUCUUUUUUCUUUUAGCUUUUAUUUCGUCGGGUAGUUUCAUUUUUCCCUGGAGGCAUUUCUUUAUUUUAACAAAUACAUUUUUAGAAUCUAAAAGACGGAAUCGUGUCGCAUUCUUGAGUGAACUUCUAUUUUAACUUCAGUUGUAGACCUCAGGAGUUCGUCGGAGUCGAACGCUGAUGUAGAAAAACCGAAAAAAGACUCUUUUUUUUGUUUUAAUCUGUUAUCGUUUAUUGCGGAAAUGGCGGGGAUGCAGAGAGCGAUGGUGGCAUGCACUAAGUUUUUCUGUCCGCCGGCAGAAGGCAGCUCCCCUGCUGGACAGGUAGAGUACUGCACAUGUUCACACACGCACUCUUACAAACAGGCAAAACCCUCUGAUCUACCUGCUGGUCCGGAGCAAAGCCGAGCCGUUCUGGAUCCUGUGGGUUUAGCCAGAAAGACUCACACACAUAGGCUACGUUCACACUGCAGGUCAAUUCCGAUUUUUAACCGUAUGUGACACAAAUCCGAUUUUUUCAUUUAAGUGUGAACGGUGCAAUUCCGAUUUUUUGUAAUCCGACCCAGGCCUCUUUUCCUUCCGAUGUGACUGCAGUGUGGACGCUUAGGUCGCGUUCGUCCGACCUAUACGUCGUUAAUAUCCGACAAACGUCACCAUUUAACAAAAAAUCCGAAUUGUGCAGUGUGAACGUAGAUCCUCAGUAAAUACUGUUCAGUCUGAUCUGAUCGUCUGUGUUUAGAUGUAUGUGUGUGUAGGUUUGAUGGGGAUUAAUCUGUAAUCUGAAAAGCUGCUUGUUUUGCUCAAGAACUCGAUAAAACAGAUUAGCUGUGUGUGUCAGUGUGUGUGUGUGUCAGUGGGUGUGUGUGUCAGUGUGUGUGUGUGUUUCUUAAAAGGAAACGAGGAAAUGUGGCAACAGCCAGAGUGUGUUAGCGUGUCUGUUUCAAUAUCCUGUUUGUUUAUUUCCUGAAGCGUUGUUCUUGUUGUUGCUGAUUCCAUUGAAACUGACCUGAAGUGCUAAAAACUGCAGUUCUUUGAGUGUCCACCGGAGGCCACAUACACACCAAUACAGUCAAUAGUUAUUAGUUAUUGAUGACAUUUGGUAAUAUAUCGAUAUCUCUGUGUUCUCUUAUGUCUGUGUCGUCAACAUUUGAACAUUUUUUCUGACUGUAAACAAAGACGUUCUCCACCUCCUCUAACCUGAUUGGUUGACUUAAACAGUCAACAAGAAAACAGUCAACAAGAAAACAGUCAACAAGAAAACAGUCAACAAGAAAACAGUCAACCAUAAACAGUCAACACCAAAACGGUCAACCAUAAACAGUCAACAAGAAAACAGUCAACACCAAAACGGUCAACCAUAAACAGGCAACAAGAAAACAGUCAACCAUAAACAGUCAACAAGAAAACAGUCAACAAGAAAACAGUCAACACCAAAACAGUCAAACAUAAACAGUCAACAAGAAAACAGUCAACCAUAAACAGUCAACAAGAAAACAGUCAAACAUAAACAGUCAACAAGAAAACAGUCAACCAUAAACAGUCAACAAGAAAACAGUCAACACUAAAACAGUCAACAAGAAAACAGUCAACAAGAAAACAGUCAACACUAAAACAGUCAACAAGAAAACAGUCAACAAGAAAACAGUCAACACUAAAACAGUCAACAAGAAAACGGCAAGAAAACAGUCAACAAGAAAACAGUCAACAAGAAAACAGCAAGAAAACAGUCAACAAGAAAACAGUCAACAAGAACACAGUCAACACCAAAACAGUCAACAAGAAAACAGUCAACACCAAAACAGUCAAACAUAAACAGUCAACAAGAAAACAGUCAACCAUAAACAGUCAACAAGAAAACAGUCAAACAUAAACAGUCAACAAGAAAACAGUCAACCAUAAACAGUCAACAAGAAAACAGUCAACACUAAAACAGUCAACAAGAAAACAGUCAACAAGAAAACAGUCAACACUAAAACAGUCAACAAGAAAACAGUCAACAAGAAAACAGUCAACACUAAAACAGUCAACAAGAAAACGGCAAGAAAACAGUCAACAAGAAAACAGUCAACAAGAAAACAGCAAGAAAACAGUCAACAAGAAAACAGUCAACAAGAACACAGUCAACACCAAAACAGUCAACAAGAAAACAGUCAACAAGAAAACAGUCAACACCAAAACAGUCAACAAGAAAACAGUCAACAAGAAAACGGCAAGAAAACAGUCAACAAGGAAACAGCAAGAAAACAGUCAACAAGAAAACAGUCAACAAGAACACAGUCAACACCAAAACAGUCAACAAGAAAACAGUCAACAAGAAAACAGUCAACACCAAAACAGUCAACAAGAACACAGUCAACACCAAAACAGUCAACAAGAACACAGUCAACACCAAAACAGUCAACACCACAACAGGCAACAAGAAAACAAGAAAAUGCUGCUCCCCCGUGUCGUUUAUAAGCCCAAACAAAGUUAGCGUGCUACAAUAUCGGACAGUAGAAACCAACCAGAAAGUUCGGAAAAUUGUCUGAAUCCUCCUUUGGCCACGACUGCCGACACAAGCAAGAAAACAAAGUAAAUACCGGAGACUCUGGAGGAAUAACGGGCGCUUAAAACGGAGGUAGACCGAACAAGAGCUAAAAAGCCGGGUCAACAUAAACGACAUAAAAUACGAAGGGUUUUUGAAACUUUCAAGUAUUAUUCGUCAGUUUGAUAGUUUUAUUUAUUCAUCCUUUGGUCCAAAAGAUGUCAGAAAUACAGAAUAUUGUUCAGCAAACUUUCCCAAAGCCUUCGCAGACUUCUUUAAAUGACUGAAUUAGUUUAGCUGUCAGUCCCAAACCAAAGAGAUUCAGCCGUGUUUGGAAAUAUACUUUGAACGACUUCUUUGGUCUGUAUUUUCAAUCAAAUGAAGACUUCUUGAAGAGUCGUAAACCCUUCAUGAACGUCAUUAGACAGAAAUGAACGUGUAAAUAAAGCUCUAGAUAGAAUAAAUAAGUUCUGUGUCAUUUUCCCUGAGUUUGUUUCUGGUAUCUAGAGCUGGUGAAUCUGUGAUUUGAGUGCUUUUCACUCGUCAAGGUAAUCCUCUGAGCUUCUGAUUAUCGUCUCAGCAGUGGACUGAUUUUAAUGCCGAUGCUGCCGUGGGGGGGGGAGGCGACUUUGGCUGACCCAACCGUGAUGAGUUUUAGCCAACGGGAGCGGUUUAUUAAUUAAUAUUUCAGGACAUCGGCGAGAUUAAGAUUAAAAGUGUUUGGGAGCUCUUUAUGUAACGUGGAGUCGGAUAAUUCUGGCAUAUGAUGUCGGGCUGUUAGGGGACAUUUUGGGGGAUUUAUGGGAGUGUUUGGUUAAAGGUGUUGAGGGAAAAAAAGGAAAAACGAAGCUUCUCUUAGUACCUGCUGCCUCAUGAACUAUUAAUGCAGGGCUAAAGGAUCAUUCUAUGUGAUUCAGGGAUCUGUCAAACUGACGCCUUCGGAAACAUCAGCUGUUUUAAGACGCGCCACACAACCAUCACGUGACUCUCUGAGGAAGACUGCUGCCAGCACGUCGAAACAUGUCAGCAAGGUAAUUAAGAAACCCGUGUCUGUAAAUAAGAACGUCUGAUCAUAACUUGGCGGUUUACCUGUCCAGCAGAAAGGUUACAGGGUCACCAAGAUCCCCAAGCGUCCCCCAUGGUUUAUGUUGACCCGUCUUUUUAGCUCUUGUCCGGUCUACCUCCGUUUUAAGCGCCCGUUAUUCCUCCAGAGUCUCCGGUAUUUACUUUGUUUUCUUGCUUGUGUCGGCAGUCGUGGCCAAAGGAGGAUUCAGACAAUUUUCCGAACUUUCUGGUUGGUUUCUACUGUCCGAUAUUGUAGCACGCUAACUUUGUUUGGGCUCCUGAACGUAAUUUAAGGACAUGGAGUGUGCCUCACAACACACAACCAAUCAGCACUAAGGAGCAGCAUCCUAGUCAGUUACAUCUGAAUAUGACUGGGACGCAUUACGCUGGAUAGCGUACAUCCUGCUGGAGAAGAAGAAGAAAAGGAAGACAAAUCGGCGAACGGCAAUUUUCAAACGAUGCCAGGUACAUCAAUCCAGGAGAAGAAACAGCGAUAUUGUGAUAUUCCCAAAUGUCAUCAAUACAGGGCUUGAAGACCUCCGGCACAGUGCCGGAAAUCCUGCUCGGGAAUUUUUUCUUUUUUUCUAAAUCAUGUCAAAAAAGAACGGCGAAUUUCAAACGAUGGAUGUCAGGUACAUCAAUCCAGGAGAAGAAACGGCGAUAUUGGAAGCCGGGCUUGGGCGGAAGAGGCUGGAAAAGACGGAAAGCCUCACGGUAGUUGGUGCCGGAAACUGACAGAGCCGGGUGCUUAUUUUUGUGUGUCGUGUGCCGGAAAGCUUAUAAAUGGCAGCAGUGGGAUAAAGUUCGGUAAAGUUGGAAAGAUAUUCAGCCAAAUAAGCCGUUCUUCGAGCUGGAUAAAUAGUACCGAUCUCUACGCACAGCCGGUAGCCGGGCGAGUGCACAGGGACCGUCUGCAAAUUACGGUACAACAAAAAUCCGAACACACCAAGGGACUCUUCAUACGACAACAGCUGUUUUAGGAAAAUGUGCCUUUUUAUAAUUAUGGUGAAUUUUUAUUGUUACGAAUCAUUAAUAUCUCGACUCGUAGACUUUAUGACGGGUUUUUCUGUCUUUUCUAGAGGAGCUUUCUGGGUUUCACCUCCUUUUCUAUCAGAGAUCUGCUCAAAUCCAAGGAGCCCCACAUCUCCCUCAGCCUCAGGUAAACUCUUCUCUUCAUUCAUGAACCUUUUUUAACUUUAUACAGAUUUUACUGACACUUUUUACCACCUUUAAAACAACUUAAAAUGAGCCUCAAAGACGUCCUCUCGCUCAGUACCUCUGCUGUCUUUAAAGGGAUAUGAAUGAAACACAGAUUUCACAUUGAUGCACUGAUCAGGCCUCACCUGAUUGGCUGUUGCUUGGAUACUCUGUGAGGCCAGAUGAGGAAGUGAGAGGCGGAGGUGUGGCCCCGCCUCCUGUAAGAGAAGAAAGAGUGUCUCUCUUCCUGUUUUGAUAUCACUGAUCCUUAAAGAGACAGAGGCGACGGCAGCGCGGCCUCACGAAGGAGUCAGAUAGAGAGACGGAGAGUUCAGAGAUGGAGGGCGAGAAGUAGAAGAAGAAUAGAGAGAGAGAGAGUAAAAGAGGAGGAGGAGGAGAAGAAGAGCCCCAGGUGUAGCUGUCAACAGCAGGAGUAUCUGUGCCGGCAUGCUGCGUCCAGGUGUGUCACAUGACUCAUACAUACCUGAAACAGGCAGCAGGAGUUACAGCGCGUCAGGACGGGACUUCUUGUUUUCACAGUCAGAGGAGAAAGUUCACUUUGAUUCUGCUAAAUGACGCAACGGUCAUCAGAUAUCCGCUUAGUUUAGCAAGAUUCACAAGAUUUUUCUCUGCAUGUUUUGGUGAGGAGAUCUUUUUUCAUGUAAUUUUGUCUUGGUUAGUCAUCUUGUUAAUCUUGUUUGUCUUUUUUUAAUGUUUUUUGUGUUUAUUUCAAGCUCAAGUAUCUUGUCCACGGCUAGUUCUGUCUUGCUGUUAAUGUUCUUUUUAGCCAGUCUGUCUUUCAAGGUAUCUUGUUUGAAGGUAGCUUUAUCUUGUGAGACAGUUGUUUUAUGUUGCCAGGGAUCUUGUUUAUAGUCUGUUCUUGCUGGUUUUUUUUAUUUUUUAUUUUGAGCUCAGGUAUCUUGUUCACAGGUAGCGUUUUUGGGCUAGUUAUCUUGUUUACGGGGAGGUGUAUCUAACAAGUAAUCACUUUGUCUUGCUGUUAAUAUUCUUCUUAGCCAGUCUGUCUUGCUUUGUAUCUUGUUUGAAGUUAGCUUUGAUUCAGCUACAUGACCCAACGAUCAUCAGAUAUCUGCUUAGUUUAGCAAGAUUCACAAGAUUUUUCUCUGCAUGUUUUGGUGAGGAGUUUUUAGAGAUCCGGUUUGUUUUCAUUUUGUCAUGAUUAGUCAUCUUGUUAAUCUUGUUUAUAGUCUGUUUUUGAUGUUUGUUUUGUUUAUAGCAGGCUCAAGUAUCUUGUUCGUGGGUAGCAUUGUUAGCUUGUUUCCAGUUAGCUUUAUUGCGAAGUAUCUUGUUUUGGUUAUCCUUAUCACGAUAUUUAUCUUGUUUCUACUAAGUUUAAUGUUUUUUUUAAGUAAUCUUUUCAUUUUUGUCCUUAUCUUGCUGGUUAUCUUGUUACCAGUGAGCCACAUCUUGCAAAGUAUUUUGUAUUUGGUUCUUCUUAUCAUAAUAUUUAUCUUGUUUCUACGAAGUUUAAUGUUUUAUUUUCAAGUGAGCUCUUGUCUUGUUUCCCGUUUUUUCCCCCAUUAACAUUUUGUUCACACAAACCUUAAUCUUGCUAGUUAUCUUGUUUUGGCUUAUCCCUAUCAUGAUAUUUAUCUUGUUUCGACUAAGUUUUAUGUUUUUUUCCUUUUUGUACCUAUCUUGUUUCCUGUUAUUUUCGCUCUCCUCAUCAUCUCGUUCACACUUCUCUAUAUCUUGCUGGUUAUCUUGUUUCCAGUUAGCCUUAUCUUAUGAAGUAUCUUGAUUGUGGUUAUCCUUAGUAUGAUUUUUAUCUUGUUUUUACGAAGUUUAAUGUAAUUUUUUCAUUUUUGUACUUGUCUUGUUUCCUGUUAUUCUCACACUUGUCUUUAUCUUGUCGGUUAUCUUGUUUAUCUUGCGAAGUAUCUUGUACUUAAAAACCAUUUUUGGGUCUUUUUUAACUGGAGUGUUUCUCUCUUCUGUUCAGGACGAUGGACCGAGUGAACGAGGUGGGGGAGGUGAAGGUGUCGUGUCUGCAGAUGGAGGGAGAGAGCGGCGACCGAACUCCGCCUGAACACAAGGUCGAGAAAAGAAAAGGAAAAUUCCGCCUUUUUUUUUAGCCUCUCACCUUUUUUUUCCUGAUAGUGAAACAGAUAAAGAAUUCACACAUUUCAACACCUCCUCUGCGGUUUCUGUUCAGUCGGUUUCAGGUUGAGUUGAUUCGAUGAUGAUGAUGAUGAUGAUGAUGAUGAGUCGUUAGGGUUCUUGUAAAUUUAUCGCUGUUUUACCGUUUUUUUCCUUUGCAGUGUUCGGAGUUGUGCGACAGCCUCCACAGCUCCGUCCACGAGAGAGAAAACAGUCCGACCAUGAGAGCGGGUAAACCUCCAACAGUGUUUCCAUGACGGAGUUUCAUUUGAAAGUGUUUUUAAAACUUUUUAACCCUUACCUGUGUGUGUGUUUAGUUCUGUGUGCUCAGGUGUGUAAGGUCUACAGGUUUCAGACGGAGGAUCAAAGAUGGCUGCUGGUCCGAGAACAGAUGUCCGAGACCCCGCUCUCUUUCUCUUUACCCAAACAGCUACUGAGCGCGCUCAUACGCGAGCACACGGACAGGUCUUUCUCUGUUUUUCUUUUACUUUUUAAAAUCCUCCAAAAUAGUUUUUUCUUUUUAUAAUUUUUUCGAUCUCGCCCUUCAGGGUCCGAGAAGUGAAGGAGCUCGGUGACCUUUCACCCCACUGGGACGGGCUCCGCCAUGAUGUCAUCAACCACUGUAAUCACCUGGUUUGCGGUUAUCAGGAAACUCUUAGUGAGCUCGACAAACUCUCAGGUACGAAGUUUGUGAUAUUAAAGGACGUAACAGGAUACAGUUGUAUGUAAAGAAAUGGGAAACAACGGGGAUACAUGACAUUACGGUACAAAGGAUUAUCGAAUAUUACAGUAUGAGGUAAUACGAUACAUGAGAAGACAAUAGUUUGUAACGGUAUAUGAGGCAAUAUGAUCUGCAAGUGUGAGAAACUCAAACAGUAGCUCCAUUUUCAUCAGACAUCUAUGAUGAACAUCUAUCUGAAGUCAUUUUAGUCAAGUCAGAGUCCUCUGCGCAGACAGAGUCCGUGGGCUCUAUUUUCGUGCCCGCCAGCGGCACGGUGGAGGGUGGCGGACCCAGCGCAGUGGUUUUUAGACGUCAUUUCACCCCGAUGACACCAUGGAUGAGGAGAUGCUGAUUCUAGAAGUCUAGAAGUAGAUUUCCUCCUCUGGAAGGACACAAUCUACUGCUUAUAUGUCUAUGUGUCUGUCUUUAUAGAGACGACUCGGUAUCGUGCGAUUGAACAUGAAUCCGCGGGUUCUUGUGAGUUCUCGCAAUUACUGGUGCCCAUUAUCCACCACGAAAUUCGCCUCACAAACAUGUCCGGCAAGAAUUGGCAGACAGCAAAAAUUUACCGCCAUUCUAUUUUAUUUUUGUAGGCUGGUAGGGGAAGGUCCCGCCCUCCUUCGCCUCUGAUUGGCUAAAAGUGCUGGGCUCCAAUUGGUUAUUCCUAAUAGCUGUGAAACGUCAUCGUCUGUCAGGUUAGGGAUAGGAGAAAAAAAUAUAUCGCUUCCGAAUGCGGUGAAAAUUGGGGGUAAGACGCUGUCCGACGUCAGAGACGUGACUCCACCCCAUCCGGUCCGUAACAAAGAGGGAAAGACAGGUGAGGAGAUGGAGGACGGAGAGAAAGUUGGAGCGGCUGAAGUAGACGAAGUUAAUGUGGGAGGGGCUGAGCAGCUGGUGGAGUAGUUAUCGCCGCGACCUUAUCGCCCAGCCCUACUGCUCCCAUCAAACACACCCUGAAAAUCACUCAGUAAAGCUUUUAUCGGUGAUGAUUCAUCUGUCGUCGUUUUUUCCUUUUUCUUUCCUCAACAGUUUCCUCCAGUUUUAAGUCGAGCUGCAGUAAAUCGGACAAACACCUUCAGUUUGUUCCCACAAACCUUCACUCUCAGAGGAUGGAGGUCACCGACCCCGACAGCGCGGGUAAAACCUGUUUCCUCUGAGUUCCUAUUUUCACGUUAAAACGUUGAGUUUGGGUUUGACUCGUUCAUUUCCUCUUCUUCUUCUUCACAGGCGUUUGGUACGAAGUGAUCACGUUUGGCGCUCCUUCUGAUCAUCACCAGGCCUUCAAACAUGGAGGUCUGAAGAAGCUGCUCAGCAAACGCACCAACAGCACAGACAGGUGUGUGUAUCUGUGUGUGUCUGUGUGUGUGUUUCAUUCAUGCUCUCCUCCGUCUCUCAAUAUUGCAGCUGUGGAUUAAUCUGAAUAAUCUCCGUCUGCCUGUCAGGAUUAGUGCGGCUGUAUGUAGAUCAGCGCACAAAUACAUUUGGUGGAGUUUUUAUUCCAGGAUCCUCCGUCCCACAAAACGCAGCGACGAGCUAAAAACGUUAAAGCAGGAGGCUGUAAUCCCGUCUUUUCAGGGAGGAAUCUUGUCGGGAAAAGACAGUUUGGGUCUAAUCUGACACAUACUUUGGAACACCUUCUUGAAAAAAACAGGAAGUCAAAUAAAGAAACAUGGCGAUUCCACGUGACACCGUUACUAUAGUUUACAGUUUCUCAGGAACUAUACCGUUUAUCUCUAUGGGAUGAAAAGUGUUUAAAAGUUUACCCUUUUGGCGAUCUAUCGAGGGUUUCCAGACGUUUCUACACCUGCUACAAGGUUUACAAUCCAGACACAAAAACAGGUGUUUGAUCAGAGACGUUUGAUGGUAAAUCCGCAGUGAUAUAUACUGAUGAAAACAAGAUUAUUUAUCAGAUUGUUGUGAUAAAAAAAGAUCACUAUCACUAAAUGCCACUAAUGUCUUUGACAAGCUGUUUUGAUGACCAAUUACAUGGUCUCAUAUUCUUCUUCUAUUGUUCCCUUGACGGUAGUGUCCAAUAAGAGGCAACCAAAGAUCAACAAGAGACGAGAAAGUUCCAAAAUCAGAAAUAAUGGUCCUCAAUGUUUGGAAACAAGCAAAGAAGAGAUUCUGAGCAGUAUGAUGUGGUCCUCUGUAGAAUCGGCCAAUUUUAGCCCGUUUGAGACUAAUCGGUUAUCGGCCAAAACUCGCCGUUUUUCGCCGAUAUUUUCAGAAAUAAAAUGCCGAGAAUAAGAUUAACUUGAAUGGUUACGAUCAGCUGCGAUCGGUGGAUACGGCCUUUUCGUAGAUGUUCCGGAUGCGAGACCAGAGCCUACCGACACACAUCCAAAACCAACUUUGAUUUAUUUAGUUUUUCGACACUGAUUAUACCGAUAUGGGCAAAAUGACGUCAGUUAAUUUUCAGUUUAUCGCCCGGCCCUAAGUCGCAGUGUCUCGACUGGUGUGCAUUAGAGUCGGACCAAUUUUAGCCCUUUGAGACUAAUCGGUAAUCGGCAAAACAAGUUUUUCGCCGAUAUUUUCAGAUAUAAAAUUCGGAGAAUAAGAUUCGGUUUCACUUCGAAAAUGUUCCGCCAUUUGAAAAGUUCCCUGACUUAUCCUGUAGAUGGCGGACCAAAAAUAGCAGAAUAUAGCUGGGAGUUCUGCGGGUUCAUCUUGUAUUUAUGUGUCUUUGUUUUCCCCUCUCUCAGCUCCGUCUCUUACUCCGAGGACGAGAGCUCCAGGGCGAGGGAGCUGCUCUCCAACGUGGCCCAGCUGCAGCCUCUGGUCUUCGGGUUAGCCGAGGAGCUUCUCGCCGUGUCUCUGGAGCACAACACGGCCCGGCUGCAGGAGGUCCUCGAGGCUCUGGCUCAACAGGUGAGAAAAAAAAAGCGGGAAACACAGGUGAGCAGGUGGCGUACGAAGAAAAACGAACUCUGAGAUUCUCUCCUUCCUCAGACGGAGCUGUUCGUUCACGCGCUCAAAGACGAGCUGGUGAGAAGCGCGCUGUUGGCGAUACACAACCAGUUCUCGGCGAACUACAACAGCAGCCACGUCCACAGCAACGGGCUGAUCUGUGACAACACGUCAGAUGGUCGAGACGGGGAGUCAUCGCCGGGGCAACAGGACGCCGGCAGACAGGACGCGGAGUAUGACGAGGAAGAAUGGGCAAGCGUGAUUUUCUGAAUCGAGACUUUAGGAGUUGUCAUAGCAACUGAUCGUUUACUUACUUAAAGGAACAUUCCGGUAUUUCGAAGUGGGGUUGAAUGAGUUAAAUGAUAGACUUAGCAAGCUAGGCUACCAGAAGAGUUUAGCGGUCCGUGUUCUGACUCGUUUUUCAUCCCGCGUGUGUUUUGUAGGACAGGACGUGGGCCAAUGUCGCCAAAAGCCUUAACUGCAUCAUCGUCAUGUUGGACCGGCUGCAGGGGCGAGAGGACCAACCUCAGGAUCAGACGCCAUCAGACCAGCAGGACGCCGCUCCAGGAGACACAAACUCUCAGAACACCGGUGUGACACAGUUUGGCGUUCAUCCGUCAAACAGAGAGAAGUCUGAAACUCUGAAACAUGAACCCGUCUUUGUCUUUCUCCUCCAGCGUCCUCCUCCCUCUCUGCCGCCUCCUGGCAGGAGCAGCUGCUCCCCCUGGUGGUCACUCUCAGGGAUUGUGUCCGGGAGGCGGUUUGCAAGGCUCGAGCUGCGAUGACCUUUGUGAUCCUGCAGGGGGCGGUAGCCUGCACUCUCAAUCAGGGACCCACACAGAUUGUCCAGAGACGCCAUGCGGUCUUCAGCCAGACGGUGAGACACACGGAGAUGAUUGGGUGUUGUCGUUACCCGAUCCGUCCCGGAAACCUGAUUUGUACUGAGCAUGUGCGAAACGUACCUCUCUUGGCAUUUGUAUUUUACGGCAGUGAGUCGCCAUCUACCCAAUACGAACUGUGGAAGUGCAAAUCUACCGAUCGAUUCAGAAACAAGCCGGCGAUGUGACAGGCUAGCCAGCAGGACGCUCCAGAGUUAAUGCCGAGGUAUUCGCCAGAGUUCCUGCCAGGCACGGUGAGACCUUUUGGGCCACAGAGGGCGCUGCCACCCGGCCAAAAUGAUGGUUCUCUGACUUUUCAAAGUAUCAAAGGGGGGAUGUUCUAGAGGUGCGUGGCCACCCAUUGUGCACCCUUCCCGGGCCACAGAGAGCGCCACAACCCGGUCAAAUUCAUGGUUCUCUGACUUUUCAAAGUGUCAAGGGGGAAUUUAUUGGGUUUCUGGGACGGAUCAGGUAGCGCCAGGUGUAUUUGCUUCUAUCGUGUCUAUGUCUACAAACCCAGAGAGAGUCAUCCCUCCUCUGCCUCCUCAGCUCUCGGCGGCGGUUUGCGGUUUCAUGUUGAAGCUGUACGGCGGCCUGGAGGACCCAGAGUUCCUGCAGCAGCUGCUCUCCGUCGGACUCCUGGUUCAGUUUGAAGGCCUGCUCAGCACCUAUGGUACACACACACACACACACACAUUUACCUGCUCUAUGUACUGUAUACAGGUGUACUGAUGGGUGUGUGUUUGUCAGGUGACGAGGUCGGGAUGCUGGAGGACAUGGAGGUGGGCGUGGCAGACCUGAGCGGUGUUGCGUUCACUGUCACUGAGGCGAAAACGGAACAACCGGACGACCUGCUGCCGACACUGAGAGGAGCAUGGUAACCACACACACUCUUAAACACUUCUAUACUCGUGAGGACCAGAAUCAUUGCCUCUGCCAGAGGCCGCCACUCUCAGCAAACUCCUUCUCUGUGCGUUCGUCCUUCAGGGGCAGAUUUGUCGUCGAGGUCCCGUUACCUUCAGAGACUUUUACAUCGCUGCCUCGAGAAGUGAAAGAGGGACGCUUGAUACUAGUUCAUCCGGUUCUCUUCAACAUCGGAAUCAACCAGCAGCAGAGUCUGGCUGAGAGGUACGAACAAACCCACCAAACUAAAACCUCGUCACCUGACAAACUCAAGUGUUGUUGUUUUAUUCAUUUUUACCCCUGAUUUGAAGUUCACGGUGCAGAGUUUUGGAUGAAGUUGAAUUCUCUUCUCUGAUCGUCUUUUUCUGUUUGUGAAUCGAAGGUUUGGUGACAGCUCUCUGCAGGAGAGAGUGAACCAGCAGAGCUGUGAGAGACUCAGGGUUUACUGUCAGAGUCUGAGAGAGAGACUGCCUCAUAUGGGUGAGACUCUCCGUCUGUCUGUGUUUCUGUUUUUAUGUUCAUUUUUGAGUCUUUCACUAACCUUGAGGGUGUUUUUGUUUAAGGAUGAAUCUUAAUAAAAUGAAAUUCUGAACUUUAUUAAAGUUAAUUUAGGGUCAAACACACCGUAACGCCGAGUUAGACACCUCGUCGAGAGAUGAAUGUUGUCGACCACUUGCUUCUCUAGUUAUACCAACUUUAGUAACGACCGCAGGAUAGAAAUACACAGCGGUCUGAGGAGCCAUAAACAAACCUCAACCAAAACGCCUCUCUUCCAGCAGCCGCUUGUUUGUAGCGUGACCUCAGGCCAGUCCAUUAUGGACUACAGCGGGGUGACGCAGCUCAAGGAAGAACAUUUAUGAUCAUCUCUGGAGGGGGGGUCUAACUCGGUGUUACGGUGUGUUUGACCCUAAAUUAAUUUUACACCGGAAUAUCCCUUUAACUUAUUCUCUUCUUUUCUCUCUCUCUCUCUCUCUCUCUCUCUCUCUCUCUCUCUCUCUCUCUCUCUCUCUCUCUCCCUCUCCAGCUGGUAUCCAGUCACUGUCAGACUCUUUGUCCUCUUUAGAGCGAUGUAUUGAAACCAAGAAGAGGAAGAACGUGGAGGUUCUCUGGAUCGCUGCAACAGUAAGAUGUUUGACAUUUUAACAUGGGACCCUAUGGGGAUCGACUCACUCUGGACCUUCCCUCUAGUGGACAUUUUAUGAACUGCAGUUGUGGUUUUUGUGUAAUAAUCCCAGAAUCUGAUGACAGCGGAGUUUAAUAAAUAAUUAUUUGAUGAAGUGUAAAAGAUGACUGCGUUUGUGUUCAGGUGUGUCGGCAGGUGAACGGCGUGCGCCUGACGAGCUGUAAGAGUGCGAAGGACCGCACGGCGAUGUCGGUGACUCUGGAGCAGUGUGUGUUACUGAGAGACAAACACACACUGAGUCAGCAGAGCUUCAGCUCCGCGCUCGACUGUAUGAGGAGGUAAAAUUCAGAAACACGACGGAAUCAAACACUGUGACCGAACAUCUCUAUUCCUCCACUUUUCUUUUAAUCCUUUUGUUUUUAUCCCAUUUUUCAGUCUUUUAGUAUUUUUAAUCUUUUUUGUUUUCUUUCUGUCAAUUAUCUCUGCUAGUUGUUUUUUCUCUCCUUUUUUUGAUUCAAUUCUUUACUCCACUUUUUAUUUUCCAUCCUUAUGUUUUCUCUUCUUCCCAUUCCCUCUUUUAUACCUAACCUUUUCAUUCCUUUCUCUUUUUUAAAUUUAUUUUCUUUGUCUUAAGGUCCUUACACACCAGGUAUGACGCAAAUAUAUUACGUUAGCACAGAUGAAAGUUCAAACAAAGACGUUUAUCAAACUGUUAAAGCUCACAAACCAUCGUCAUAUGAGAAAUCCGACGCUAUGACUCUCCACAAGUCGUCCUUCAGGUCGUUAUCUUUGUAAUGUUUGUGUCUUUAAUCAAAAAGCACUCUGUUCUUCGACAAGUAAAAAAUCAGCCGGUCGGCCAUGUUGGAUAUACCAGUGAAUCUGACGUCGCAACAACAUGAAAUCUGAUUGGUCAGAAGUGGACACACAGUCUGAGAAACUUUAGAAAAUUCGACCGUGAUCUGAAAAAAUAAAUGCCGCAAUAUUGCAAGACGGGAAAACGUCGCUGAUGUGAAUGCUUGUAUUGACAGGAUACGGGUUCGAAAAAAAAUUGACGUCCGAAAUAAUCACACGACAAAACCGCUCCCGGUGCGUAAGGACCUUUAGACUGAACAUUUAGUUUCUCUUUCUUCUCGGUUUUAACGUUUCUCAUUUUCCGUCUCUUUUCUUUUGACCUUUUUCCAUUCUCAUAUUCUUUUUUCCUCUUUUCUUUCAUCGUAUCUUUGUCUUCCUUUUUCUUUUUCUUCACAUCCCUUCAUCACUCUUUAUCCGACACGCUCGCACAAACACACCCCUCCUCCAGGUCUCGUCUGUCCUGGGGGCAGAUGUUGGGCUGUUACACCCAGCCAGGCGUCUCUAUCUGUGGGUUAGACUCCGGGGUCUCCCCCUCUGAUCUGCAGGGCUCCUGGUCUCCCACCUUUUGGGCUCCUAAAGCUCCCAGGCGUCACCUGUACCCGGUGGCCUUCCUGCUGGUCACGUCUCACCUGCUGGUCCUGUGGCUCAUCCUCAGCCUGGUCAUUCUGCUCGCCAAGUACCAGUAGAGCCAGAUGGACUGGGAACACUGGAGGACAUGGAGAUACCUGAUGAUACUUUAAUUAGAUUUUAACGAGAAUUAAACCAGAACACGUUCAUGUUUUAUUGUCUUUUUUUCAGGGGAUCCUCAGAACUACUUUGACCGGACAAUCUCAUUUAACAACAAAUGACACGUUUCUUCCUUUUUAAUCAGUUUCUCUAAACAAAUAUUGGAUCUAAUAUUUCAUACAAGUUAAUCCAUCUCACUGUUCACUGUGCGCAUGUGUGUUUAUGUGUGUGUGGACGCACAGGGAUGGCUGCAGGAUGGAGAACGUGCAGAAAAACGUGGGCAACAGAAAAUUCGCCUUCAGCGGCGUUCAGCUCCUCACUUUCCCCAAACUGUACCGGCCUCCAGACGGCAGCUUCGGAUAGACUCCCAGACUGUUUGAAAUCAGUGUACAGAUUCUUUUUUACAUCCUCAGUGUUUGUUUUAUCAUGAAGAGUGUCUGUACAUUUCAUUUUUACGUCGAUGCUGUGAAAUCUUCACUGUGGCUGCUGCUCUUGGAUUUUAAAAUAAAUGAACAUUUCGUUUAUUUCUGUCACCAAAUGCCUCAUGGUUUCAUUUUUGGGCUGGACUGACUCGUACUACUCAAACACACACUGAUUAUUAAUGAUUUAUGGAGAUUCAUUUUAGUUUUCCAAAGGUGAAUCGAGAGCCUGGAUUAAAAGACGUUUGUGGAGGAAUUGUAAAAAGUGAGCGGCAGCUGUUUGACUGCCACGCCGCCAGGUGGCGCUGCUUCAGAUUAUUGCGCAAAAUCAGCUGGCCCAAUCAGACAUAUUUAAACCGGAUGUACUAUUUCAAUCCUCCAGAAUAAAACCACAAUGCGUGCUAAUUCAGAGCUGUUUAACAAAAUGUUUCAAAAUACAGGUAACUAAGGUCGGCGGGAUCAGAAAACACGAAAAGGAAAAUUUAAUUAUUGUGUAACCAAAUUGAAUUGUUGUAAAAAUUACGAAUUAAAAGAUAAAUCAUUGUCAUGCUAAAUUUAACUUUUGGGCCACUCAACAAAAUCAUAACAAUGAGCAGUAAAAUAAUUG
Molecule: messenger RNA, 21404 nt
Organism: Xyrichtys novacula (pearly razorfish)
Lineage: Eukaryota; Metazoa; Chordata; Actinopteri; Labriformes; Labridae
Source: the annotation of a GenBank genome assembly